GGCAUGAAGACAUUACAUGAGCGAUGUAUUAUGUGCACGUUUUGGUCUGAACUCCUGAUUCUGAGUUUCUGAUGGAUGAGACAAGUUCAGAGUUUCAGAGGAAAGUCGCCUCCCUUCGUGUCCACUUGUCCAUGUAUAUCACUGUUCUCGUGUUGCGUACUGCCCUGGACUUCCUCUCUCCUCCCACGGUGUCGCCUUCUCCAGCGUCCCAAUUCUCCUGAGAGGAAACUUUAGCCGGACAAGCUAGCUAGGAUUUCUUUCUCUUCUCUUGUAGGGCGAGGCGGCAUGGUGAGCUGAAGCUGAGGAGAACGAUGGAUCAGGCGACGCGCGCAGCUCCGCCGGCGGCGGCGGCGGCGGCGGCAGAGGUGGAGAAGGUGUUCGUGGUGGUGCCGGCUGAGAAGGGGCGGUCGACGCUGUCGUGGGCUAUCGGCUAUUUCCGCGGCAGCGGAGCCAAGCUCGUCAUCACGCAUGUGCACGUGCCGCCGCAGACGAUCCCCGUGAUGGGAGUUCAGUUUCAUGUUAGUAACGUGAGCCCGGAGCAAGUGAGCUUGUUCCGAAGAAUUGAGCGUGAAAGGGUGGAUAAGCUUUUAGACGACUACGUCCAUCAAUGCUGGAAAAUGAAGGUCAAAUGUGAGAAACUUGUCAUCGAGAAGGAAGAUAUUGUUGCUGGUCUUCUUGAACUUAUUACCUUGCAUAGCAUCACGAAGUUAGUGAUUGCAGCUGCUGCAGACAAGCAUUUCUCAAGAAAGAUGGACAAACCCAAGUCCAAGACAGCAACAGAAAUUAUGGAGAGAGCUGACCCAUCAUGCCAGAUUUGGUUUGUCUGUAAGGAACAACUAAUUUGUACCAGGGACAAGAAAGUAGAAACAGCGCCAGCAGAUACAUCUCUCAGCCAACUUUUUAAAAUUGAUGCUCCUCCCAGCCCUGAUAUUGGUCAUAGCAUUCUGCAUCCGUCACCUCACCAGGAACAGAAUGACAGUAAGAUGGAAUUGGGGUUAUAUGAUGAGCUCAACGAUGCAUGCAUAGCAGCUGAGAACUUGAUGGAGAGAGCUUUAAGCGAAUCUUUGAGGCGCCAGAAAGCAGAUGAAGAAGUGGUUUCAUCUCUUCAGAGAGUCAAACAAUUCGAGGAGUUGUACUUGGAAGAGGUGAAAAGGAGGAAAGAAUUGGAAGGAGCUCUUUUCAGAGCAAACAGAGAACUUGCACGAUUAAAACAAGAAAUGGACAUACCUAGAGAUAUCCAAAGCACAAUCUUGGGGGAAAGGCAAGAAGUGAUUACCGAUAGAUUUAUGUCGAGACAACGCGCUGUCGCCAUGAAGAGUGACUUGGGAUCCAUAAGACAGGUAAUUAAGCCGCAACAGGAGUAUCUGCAGUUACAUCUUGAUCAUGACAACGGUGUCAGACAACCGGAAACGUUGCUCCAUCAAAGGAAUCUGUCUGCAUUUUCUACAUCAUCAGAUGCACAAUCACAGUUUGAUAAAGAGACUAUCCCUUCCCACUUCAUCUGCCCAAUUUCUCAGGAGGUCAUGAGGGAGCCUUGCAUUGCAGCAGACGGCUUCACCUAUGAAGCCGAGGCGAUCAUUAAUUGGUUUGACGAAGGGCACGAGGUAUCUCCCAUGACCGAGCAGCCCCUUGUGCGUCGUGAUCUGAUCCCAAACUUUGCUCUCCGUUCUGUAAUCCAAGAUUAUACAAGGAGAAAACAGUUUUCAUUUUCCUGAUACUAUUUGCUCCUCUUUUUUUCCUCUUUGAGGUACUCAUUUUUUGUGAAUAUUCUUAUGAGUUGCCCUUGCCGCACACUGACAAAUGGAUUCAUCUGAAAGCAACAACAUUUUGAAACAGUUGCCAUGUGUUGUUUGUUUGAGCCGUCGGCUAGUGCAGCAUCAGAGAUACUGUUGUGAUGAGGACCUUCGCCUCUUUUUUUUGAUUAUAUUCUCCCUCCGUCCAAAAUAUUAAA
This is a messenger RNA of Oryza brachyantha (malo sina), 1951 nucleotides long. Its product is annotated as U-box domain-containing protein 36-like. NCBI's taxonomy places the organism in Eukaryota, Viridiplantae, Streptophyta, Magnoliopsida, Poales, Poaceae. Gene Ontology annotation, biological process: protein ubiquitination. Gene Ontology annotation, molecular function: ubiquitin-protein transferase activity. The coding region runs from base 312 to 1715 and encodes 467 amino acids. The transcript has 8 exons. The record is from RefSeq and is a predicted model, not a curated record.